This is a messenger RNA of Salmo salar (Atlantic salmon), 580 nucleotides long. Lineage: Eukaryota; Metazoa; Chordata; Actinopteri; Salmoniformes; Salmonidae. The record is from RefSeq and is a predicted model, not a curated record.
GUCCGUCGCGUCGCCGAGAGAAGGAGAGAGAGAAACAGAUAAAAGCACAGGCCAGGAGAGAGCAGGAGAAACUACGUAGCCGUGACGACGAGGACCCUGUGGAGCAGCAGGGGAGGGGGCGUGUCCAGGAGGACACUCGCCGUCGCCAGGAGCAACUUUCGCCUCAACCCCUCCCGCCGACUCCCCACAGGCCCCUCCCACUCAACAGGCCACACCCUCGGCCGCAGCAGAACGCCAUGGACCAGCAGAGGGAGCUGGCGAGACGCCGCGAGCAGGAAAGGAGGAGGAGAGAGGUGAUGGCGGACACCAUUGACAUCAACUUCCAGAGCGACUUGAUGGUCAUCUUUGAAGAGAACCUUUUCUGAGAGAGAGAUUGAGAAAGGAGGAGAGGGAGAGAAAGAGAUAUGAACUCUACCUUAUCCCACCAUGGCUGGGAUUUCACACACAACACCCUCCCUCCCUCUGAUUAGAGACCCCAGACCAGGAUGUGAGCUCCAGAGACUUGAAGGAGACUGAGGUGAGGUACAGUAAUAAGGAGUAGCCCUCCCUCCCUCCCUCUGAUUAGAGACCCCAGACCAGG